Messenger RNA from Salvia hispanica, 2331 nucleotides. Its product is annotated as serine/threonine-protein kinase D6PKL2-like. Gene Ontology annotation, biological process: protein phosphorylation. The record is from RefSeq and is a predicted model, not a curated record. Gene Ontology annotation, molecular function: ATP binding; protein kinase activity. Lineage: Eukaryota; Viridiplantae; Streptophyta; Magnoliopsida; Lamiales; Lamiaceae.
GAUGAUUCUCUUCUCCUAAUAAAAGGUAAGAGUCUUUGAGCAUCCAAAUUUUCAUUGAAUCUCUCUCUCCUCCACUUGUGACACACCCCAUAAUCCGCCAAACACAACGGAACGAGGCCGUGUAUGGAGCCGUUUUCUGUCUCUGUAUACUGAUUUUUAACUGCCAAAGCUCUAAGCCCAGAGGAAUAAUCUCUGAUCAUUGCGAGUUUAGGGUUGUUGUUCCACAGAGUUGGAGAUAAAAUGCUUGGGGUGUUAUCGUGGGCAUUAUAGCGAUUGUAGCCGUUAUGCAGUGUUUUUGUUGUAUCUAAGUCUUAAAAGAGUAGCUUAUUGUUUCAGUGAUGGCCUCGAAGACUGGCUCUAGGAAUCACCUGGGAUUGCAGCAAAAAGCUGUCGGCGCUCAUUAUGCAGUCACGGCGCAUGAUCUCAAAUCUUUGCCCCUAAAGACUAACAAGCCGAAGCUGAGUAAACCAGAGAAGGCUGAAGAAUCUGGUAUGGAUACUACUGGGGAGCCUAGAGAAGAUGUUGAGUCCAAACUAUCUCAAAUUAAUCUUGAGGAUUCGUCGAAUGUGUCACCUGGUCACUCAGAUUCCAAAUCUGAGCAAGUGUCCACAGCUGGAGAUGUUGAUGUACGCGAGAAUGAAGUCUCCAUCGAAACUUCUGAGGAUCAAGAAAAGAAAAUAUCUAAUCCAUGCAGUGCGAAGAACAGCUCCGUUUCUGCAAAGAUUAGUGAUGCACCAGCAAAAACUAGUGGAAGUGCCAAAGUGAGCGAUAGAGUAGAGCUCGAGAGUGGGAAGAGCAGCGUGUGCCGUGGAAGCACUGGCAGUGAUGUGAGUGAUGAGAGCACCUGUAGCAGCUUUAGUAGCGGUAUCAACAAACCCCAUAAAGCAAACGACAUACGAUGGGAAGCCAUCCAAGCACUUCGAUCCAGAGAUGGUGUAAUUGGAUUGAGCCAUUUCAGGCUGCUGAAAAGAUUAGGUUGUGGAGAUAUCGGGAGUGUUUAUCUGGCUGAGUUGACCGGAACUAAAUGUUAUUUCGCAAUGAAAGUUAUGGACAAGGCAUCUUUAGCUGGCCGUAAGAAGCUUCUCCGUGCUCAGACUGAAAGAGAGAUACUCCAGUCCCUCGACCAUCCCUUCCUUCCGACUCUGUACAUCCAUUUUGAAACCGAUAAAUUUUCAUGUUUGGUCAUGGAAUUCUGCCCAGGAGGAGACCUACACACUCUUAGACAGAGACAGCAAGGAAAAUAUUUCUCCGAACAAGCAGUCAAGUUUUAUGUUGCAGAAGUGCUGCUUUCGUUGGAGUAUUUACACAUGCUUGGGAUCGUUUAUCGCGAUCUCAAGCCAGAAAACGUCCUUGUCAGGGACGACGGCCAUAUCAUGCUCUCAGACUUUGAUCUCUCACUUCGUUGUGCUGUCAGCCCUACUCUGGUGAAGACCUCCUCUCUCGACACCGACCCCCAGCGCAAAACCCCCAGUUACUGUGCCCAACCAGCUUGCAUCGAACCAUCCUGCAUUACGCCAUCGUGCGUCGUCCCAACAUCGUGCUUCUCUCCGCGUCUCUUCUCCAGCAAAUCCAAGAAGGACAAGAAGCCCAAGAACAAAAACGAAAUCGGCAACCAAGUGAGCCCCUUGCCCGAGCUGAUGGCCGAGCCAAGCAACGCCCGGUCGAUGUCUUUCGUCGGUACACACGAGUAUCUGGCCCCCGAGAUCAUCAAAGGCGAAGGCCACGGAAGCGCAGUCGACUGGUGGACAUUCGGCAUCUUCCUAUACGAGCUCUUAUUCGGCAAAACUCCCUUCAAGGGAUCCGGCAACCGAGCCACACUAUUCAACGUCGUAGGGCAGCCUCUCCGCUUCCCGGAAUCGCCCGUUGUCAGCUUCGCUGCUCGGGACUUGAUAAGAGGAUUACUCGUGAAGGAGCCUCAGCACAGGCUGGCCUACAAACGAGGCGCCACGGAGAUAAAGCAGCACCCUUUCUUCGAAGGGGUGAACUGGGCGCUGAUACGUUGUGCCACCCCACCGGAGAUCCCGAAGCCUGUCGACUACGAGCGGCUGCCUGUCCCCGCUGCAGCACCGGGCAACGAAAAGGCGGCUGCCGCUGCUGCUGCUCCUGGUGGUGAUCAGAAAAGUGACAAGUAUCUUGAGUUUGAUUUCUUCUAGUGGCAAAAGGUGUGAGAAAUGAGUGUGUGGAGGUGGAUUGUUUGAGGUUGGAUAGCUACAGAAUUGAAGUGAUAUGUAUAAUUUGUGGUAGGGAAAGAAGGUUGUUGGAUUCAAGGAAAUGUAGGACCAAAUUAUAAAUGGUGUUUUCAUCAUCUGUUUAGUCUUUAAUGUUUAUCCA